AACCGAUUAAACACAGCUCAUACAUAAGUAUAUAUGUAAAGUUAAUCAUAUGUUUACUUCAAACAACAUCACAAGUUGCAACCUAUAGAGGCGAUCGAAGAAGGUUUUAAUUAAACAAGCGCGGGCAAAACUCUUCCCUAAGUAUAAAAUACCCCAAAGAUAUUUCUGAAUGCUGAAAUUGGAAUUGAAGGCCAGCAAAAAACAAAGCAUUAUAUUUGACAGUCAACAAAUCGCGGUAACGUAGCAAUACAUACGCUAGUUUGUGGUUUAGUAGUUGUCAAGAAACCUGAUCGUGGCAGAACAAAAACAGUUUGCAUCAGCGCAACAUUCCCAAGGCUUAUGUGAGUAAUACAUUAGAUUGCAGUGACUUAGUUCGUGAAAGCUAUGAGCACAUCAAUCAUUGCCAAUUUGUGCAUCUACAUUCUUACCUGGAAUGUAGGAACUCAUCAUCCGGGGGACAUUUCUAUGACAGAAGUUUUGUCAUUAAAUGGAACAACUUCGUGUCCAGACCAGCAAUUGCCGGAUAUCUACGUUGUGGCAUUGCAGGAGGUCAGUACUGAUGCCAAAAAUCAGAUCCUCAACAUCUUCAAUGAUGACAAAUGGACAUUUAAAAUAAGCGAGCAUCUCGUCCCUCACGAUUAUAUUAAGGUAGGGACGGAACAGUUGCAGGGAAUACUCAUAAUGCUCUUUGCGCAACCCAAGCAUGAACCCCAUAUGAAAGAUAUUGAAGUUCAGAGCACACGCACCGGUUUAGGUGGAUUUUGGGGUAACAAAGGGGCUGUAAGCAUUCGAAUGAGUCUCUAUGGUACGGGUGUGACAUUCGUUGGCUCGCAUCUAGCUGCACAUGACAACAAGUUGAGUGAACGUAUUGAAGACUACAAUCAAAUAGUGAAUAAUCAUCACUAUAAAACUCCAAAAUAUCGUAGCAUUUUCGAUCAUGAUUACGUUUUCUGGUUUGGUGAUCUCAAUUUCCGCUUAACCGGAACUGAUUCCGCAUGGGAUGUGCGCUCAAUGGUGGAGCAAGGCAAGCUGGAUGAGUUAUUGGAACGUGAUCAACUAUCGUUGGUGCGCUCGACAGGCAAUGCAUUCGCACUACUCACCGAACAGUUGCCCACUUUUCCACCCACUUUCAAAUUUAUCGAAGGUCAAUCCGAAUACGAUUUGAAGCGACGUCCAGCAUGGUGUGAUCGCAUCUUGUAUCGUGUGCAAGAGAAUCGUUAUCCUGAUAUAACAUUGAAUAUUACACAAAUAUCGUAUAAGUCGCAUCCGGAGUAUAUUCUCUCCGAUCACAAACCCGUGUCGGCUGAAUUUCUCUACAAAAUAGAGGCACAAACACAGACAGACGAGGAGCUGUACGAGCUAACACAUGGUGGCGGCAGUACCGAAACGCCUUUAGCAAGUGUAACUAUCUUAUUUGUUACAGCUUUGUUGACAUUCUACUAAAAUUUCGCAACGCAACUUGUUUGUUUUAAUUUUUUCUUGUUUGUCUAUCUGCAGCUCGAUAGCGAAAAUGCUCAGCUAGCGCCAUUGUAUUAAAGAAAAACAAAAACGUUACAAAACAAGAUAUUUUAAACGACAAGGCUGAUAAGCAGAGCCAAGUGUUUGAAAGCGUGAGAAGAGCCAUGGGCCCAGCAAGUAAAACAUAUGCCAAUAAAUUUUGUUUUUAGUCUCAAAUUUGGUUGUAUUACAAAAAAAACGUCCACUUUUUGUUAUUGUACACUAUUACAUAGCUUGAUUACAUGAAUCUCAUUUUUGAGUGAGAUAUUUAAAUUUUACUUAUUUCUCUUUAAUGCUUGCUCCACUGUAAAGUUUCUGAUUAACAUACGUAUGUAUUUGUAUUUAAUUAUGUAAGAUGAUUGUUACUUAUAAAGUUACAUUAUUAAACAAGCUUUAAAACGACAGCAAUACUAAUAGUACCUUAAGAUAAAUUAAACGAAUGUACAUACAUUUAUAACUAAAGCUUUCUGACAAGCUGCGUUCGUAUAGAAAUUUAAAGUUACUCGAAUAAAACUCGAAAAUUUGUGCUACACACUACUAUUGUGUAUACUCUAUAAAAACUGCUUGCAUACAACAACGUGCAUGUGAAAACUUUAUUAAGUAAGCAAGUGUAGUUAACAGUAUUUAAAGUAUAAGCAGAUAUUCAAGAAUUAAUUGCUCAGCUAAUGAAAAAUGUUGAAAUAUAGCACUAUUAUAUUUUAAUAAGAAACCAUAAAAAAUUGCCUUUACACGAAAAAUUGUCACAUAUCAAAAAUCGAUCAAAUGUAAAGUCUCGAUAUGUUCACAUGUAAUUGUAGAAUAAAGCAGUCGAAGUAGCGCGUUAUUUUUAUAUAUACUCAUUUACAUUUCUAAAAAUAGUAAAGUUAAACAAAUUUGUAUGUACACAUAUUUUAAAAAAUAAAAACAGAUAUA
Anastrepha ludens (Mexican fruit fly) is the source of this 2409-nucleotide messenger RNA. Its product is annotated as phosphatidylinositol 4,5-bisphosphate 5-phosphatase A. NCBI's taxonomy places the organism in Eukaryota, Metazoa, Arthropoda, Insecta, Diptera, Tephritidae. Gene Ontology annotation, molecular function: phosphatidylinositol-4,5-bisphosphate 5-phosphatase activity. The transcript is spliced from 2 exons. Gene Ontology annotation, cellular component: cytoplasm; plasma membrane; ruffle. Bases 385 to 1443 code for a protein of 352 amino acids. Gene Ontology annotation, biological process: phosphatidylinositol dephosphorylation. The record is from RefSeq and is a predicted model, not a curated record.